Molecule: messenger RNA, 531 nt
Organism: Spinacia oleracea (spinach)
Lineage: Eukaryota; Viridiplantae; Streptophyta; Magnoliopsida; Caryophyllales; Amaranthaceae
Product: zinc finger protein 7-like
Exons: 1
Coding region: 1-531 (176 amino acids)
Source: RefSeq, a predicted model, not a curated record
AUGGGAGGUUCCAAAGAUAAUGAUAACAACUCCUCCUCUCCAAGGCCAAAAAGACAUCUUUUUAAGAUAUGUUAUUGCAAAUAUUGUGGUAGGAGAUUCCUAAACUGGCAAGCAUUAGGCGGCCAUCAAAAUGCUCAUAAAAAGGAGAGACAAGAAGCAAAGAAUCACAAACAAGAAAUGAGUUCAAUGAUGAUGAUAGGGAGUUUUGGGUUGCCAUUGACGGCCGCCUGCUCCUUUGCUCAGCCCCACGGUGUUGCGCACCACCAGAUCAUUGCCGGACAACCCAUAUUUUCCGGCAGUCUCAUAAUCAGCAGCAGCAGCAGUAGUACUCACCCUGUUAUCAACUACUGGCCAGGGAGUUAUCGUCUGGAUGAGGGCUCAGUGUAUCCCUAUGCGGCUGCAGCAAGGAUCACCAACCAAGUUCAAGGUGAUAUUAACUAUGGUGCAGUGCAGCAGCUUGAGAAAGGUAGUAGCCCAAAAGAGUUAAGGCCCUUAAGGGUACCUGACCUUAACUUAGACCCCCCUCUUUGA